GACCCUACCACAUUACACGAGACCUUGCGCAAAUUAAACAGGACCGUGUCAAGAUCACACGAGACCGUAGCCGUUGCCUUUGGCGCGCCGCCUGCCCCGCUGCGCAUCGAUCAGCUCCUCGAGAUGGGGAACGCGUCGACGCAGCAAGGUGCUGUCAAGGACUGGGUGCAGCGCAUGCGCGUGGUGUCCUUCGCGGUGCCCGCCCAGUGUUCUAUGGUUGCGCCGUUGGCCAUCGCCGAUGCUGCCUCUGGCGCUAACCUCGCUUCGUUUCGCGAGGUCAUGGACUUCGACAGCCUGGUUGCGAGCUUCCCCCGCGUCGAGGAGUACGAGGCAGCGGGGGCUGCGUGGAUGUUGGACCCGGUUUGCGCGGACAUCGACGACGUCACCGUAAGUCAGCUCGAGGGUGCCAUGAGCAUCUGGUCGGAGGAGACGUUCCUCCUCUCCUCCAAGCACGCGCCCUCGCGGCGCCUGACCUUCGACGUGCCUCUCCCCGCCUUGGUGGUCGACGCUCAGGCCGCCCAGCGCCUUGAGCCUGGCAAGCCUGGAGUUCGCUUGGCAGAGCCUCUGGCCAUGAUCGCGGGCCGCGCGGCGGCGAUCACGUGGUGUUCUGCCAUGGGCGAGGCGCUCAAGGAGUCCAACGAGGACCGCGUGUGGCAUCUGUUCAAUGCCGCGUUGUCCGCCCCCAUCAGGACGCGCGCGCUGCCCGAUGCGGGCGCGACCCAUUUGGCGGCCCUGAGUUUUGGAGAGAAGCUGUUCACUGCGAGUGCUGCCUCUGGCGCAGAUAGCUUCUGGCAGUUCGCAGGAAAAGCGUGCCGCGUGACAAGCGUGCGCGCCAGUCUCGCCAAAUCGGAAGCAGUGGCGAAGCUGGAGGCUGCGCUGAAGGCCUACGGCCUCCAGUUCAAAGGGAAACCGCGCGCUGCCGCAACUGCCGCGGCGCUGAAAGGUUUGCGCACUUUCGUCCUCGACAGCGCCUGCGCUUCGGCUUUCUCGCUGGCCGAAGCAUAUAUCCCAGAGCUUCGCGAACCUGCGCUUCUCAUGGGGAUCGGCUUCGCAUGUUCCAAAAGGGCUGUCUCUGACGAUGACAAGGCCAAAGAAUUGUUCGUUUUCAUCCUGGACACUUUCCGCGUGGCCCGCCUGGCGGGCGACGUCCCGAAUGGCGAGAAACUGGCCGUGAGCCGGGCCUGCGGCCGCGAUUGUAAAUCGCCAGGGAUGCCCCACGCGCUCUUCAAGCAGAAGGAGCUCGUCGAGUAUAUGUUCCACGAGGCCUCUCUCAUGCAUAAGGAACAUGGGCGCGACAUGGCCGCAUUCAAAACACCUCUCCGCAUCCUCCAGCGGUUCGCUUCCUCUGGCGCGGAUGGGCCCGCGGCUUCGCACCGCGUGUCCGACUCAGGCGGCGGCGCCGACGGGAUGGAGAUAUUGCUCGCGCUCCCCGUGGCUGAGUGUCGGAAAACCGUGGAUUGCAAGUCGAAGGCGAUGAUCGACGUCGCGCGGCCUCUGUGGGCGGGCGCUUUCGACGAAGGAAUCGUCGAGCUUGCCGAGCAGGGGAUGCAGAGCAGCGCGCCUGCGUUCGUCUGGCACACGUACCUCGCCGAGACCAGCCAGGAGGUGGGUGCCAAGUACCGCGCUUUCGUGGCCGCCUGCAUGGGCGGGCCGACCCCCGCCGACCCCGAGCUGGAUGCAAAUCUCGUGGGGCAGAUGCAGAGCGUGUGGGGCGCGCUCAGCCACGGGCACCGCUUCGCGAGGAAGAAGACCGACGUUCGCGCGUUCGUCCUCUCAGCGGAGCUCUUCCCGCCCAACGUCGCCAAGCAAGGCGCCAAGGCGAGGCUGUGCGAGCAGUUGGCGUGCGACGAGGCGAAGUUCAAGCGAGUCAUCGAGUUCUUCUUGCAGAAGAGGCAGACGGAUGACAUCCUCAUCUUCUUCGACGGCAGAAGCCGCGCGAAUCGCCGGGCCAUUGAGACCGUCGAGGCCAAGCUGGAGUCAGGAGGCCCCCGCGCGUUCGUUGAGUGCUGGAUCGUGCGCGAGCAGCCAAACAAGAAGGAGGAUCCGCGGUCCCUGGCCAGGGCGCACAGCUACACCAAGAACAACAGGGAGACGGCGAUCUUCUCGCUGCCAGUCAAGGGCCCGCGGAAAGUGGUGCACCGUUUGGAGUUCAACGCGCGCGGCGAGUCCUCGACCGCAGACGCGACGUACACUGGCGCCACAAUGCGGCGUCUCUCCGAGCUCCCUCGCCUGAGCUACGAGACCAAGGCGAGUAUCCUGGGAGCUGCAUCUUGCGCUAGCGUUGACGGCGCCAACUCGAAGAAGCCGCGCCUGCAGGCAGACGUCGAUUCGAAGGGCCACCCGUUCUCGCAUAGCGAGGUGAAGCCCAUCAGCCUGUGGCAGACGAUCAUGGGGCACCACAACGUGACCCACAUCGUGGACUUCACUCCAGGCUCUGGCGCCUUAGCUGUUGCUGCCGCUGGCGCAAUGGAGUACGAAGGCGUCGCUUGCAACGAUAACCAUCGGGACUGGCUCGACUUCAUCGUGGACAGGUGCGCGAUGCACAAGGCGGGCCACGAGGAGGGGCGCGCGCAUCAAUUGGGCGGCGACGCCGACUUCGCCGAGAGAGCCAGCAAGUAUUUCAGCGGAACCAUGAUGGAGGCGAAACGUCUGCUGAUGCCGCUGGUCGACGAGGUGCUGUUGGUAUUCGUUCCUCUGCUGGCAACGCUAGCGUCGGAUGCCAGCUUAGAGCAAGUGCGAAGUUUAGCUAUGGCCCUUGAAGACGCAGAGUACUGCAAUACAGUACUCAGCGUCUUUGAUCACGCCAUGAUCACGGAGGGCGACAUGGCGGCCAUGCCGCAGCAGCAGGAGGAGGCGCCCAUCAUCAGCUACGAGCAGGCGGUUCAGUCUCGCGAGGGCGUGACCGAGGCGAUAUCGAGUCGGCGCAAGCAGCUCUGCGUGAUGGCGGAGGUACUUCGCGUGGAAACUCGUGAGGUGCUGCGGAACGCCACGUCGAUAUCUUUAUCCCUGGGCGAGUCGAAAUACCGCAAGAUCUUUAGAUAUCGCGCUGACGUGCCCGCCCCUGUCGGCGGCGGCGUCGCUCAUAACGUGGGGGCUUCAGGCUAUUGCCGCUCUGGCGUGCUCGGCAUCCUCGAUUGCAGGAAGAGUCGCGCAGCGGAGUUCGAGGAAGGCCACGCCGCGUUUGCCGUCGAGCAGCUCGGCAGUUUUUUCGCGAAGUUCUGCGCGCCACUGGGGCGGGGCCGAAGAAAAGCACUGCCUCUGGCGCGCGAUGAGUCGCUGAAGUCGCGCGUUUUGGCGACCGUCACCAGUAUUGCAGCAGAUGGUGCCGCGAAGGAACGACGGGCAGUGUUUCUCGCUGCCCGGGAGCUCUCUCCAAACCUCCUGAUAGUGAUUCGAGGCCCCGCGCAUGCCAUGCGCAUCGCGAGCCGGCCCUUGCACUGCGACGACGCGUUCGGUGAGGUGCGGGGCGAGCUUUUCGAUGGCCGGCACGCCCUGGCGCCAGACAUCAUGAACAGCGACAAGUGGAGAGACCUGUUCGUGGCCAUUCAAGAGGACGACAUCGCGCCUGUGGCGCAAGCUGGCCUUGGUCGCAAGCCUUUGGAAGCAGUCGUGCGGAAUCUUUCGUUCGCCAAGCAGCGAUUCGAUUCCACGGCGGGGCCAGCCGGGAAGAUUGCGCUGAUGUUGUUGCCAGUUGCGACUUCGCUGGCGCACGUAUCAUCGGACAGACGUCGCGAGAGCGAAAAGCGCGAGCGGGCCCUGAAUUCACUGAGAAAGUUUGACACUAAGUUUUGCAUGGCUGUCGGCGUGUCCGCGGAUUGGGGCAUCAUUUGCAAUUGUUUCUUGCGUUUGUUCGACGUUGCCAACCGCGGCAUCGCUUCAUCGCGUUUGCAGAUCGAUUGCAUGGUGGAGACAUUGGGCGCUGUCUUCAAGGACGGGCGCGCGUUUCAGACCCUCAGGCAGGCUGCCCCUGGCGCCGCCGCCGCCAUGCAGGCUGCCUCUGGCGCCGCCGCCGCGAGCGCCGAACCGCUGCCAUGCGUGGGUGAGCACGGGGAGGCGCCCGGCUUCAUCGCGACCGCCGUGAUGUCAAACCUUCGGCGGAAGUAUAUUUUCUUGGCCGAUGGGAAUCCCGUGUUACCCUGGGGUGAUCCUCGGGACGCCCACAAGGCAGAGUUGCUCGAGAGAGUGCAGAAUGCGGCCUGUUUGACGAAAGAUCGUCUUCUUGCAGAUUUUCCUCAAAAUGACAUCCGCUCGGCAUUGUCGAUGUUCGAUCGCCGUCUCAUUCGGAAAGGAUUCGGGGAUCUGCCCUCUCUGCAGACGCGGAGGUUCAUUCUCCGAGGCGUGGGCACAGUAGCCGCGGCACUCAGUUGCGACGAGGUGGCGGCCCAGCUCCAGUACCGCGACGUCAUCCCCUUCAUGCUGGGGCAGCUCUCUGCUGGCAAGUCUCUAGCAGAGAAAACCAAUCAGGGCCGAAAAAAAGAUGCCCCCUGCGCCGCGCUAGUCUCGGCGUUCUCGCUGCUGCCCGCUCGGCCGCGCAGUGCAAGCGCGCGCGCCCCCAGCGCAGCGCUGCAUCCUGGCGCAGGCGCGGAUCGGAGCACCCGCUGGAAGGAUGCUUCGCAGAAGUUUCACGACCGAUCUGCGGGCAACAUCCCUGGCGUGACGCAGGUGGCGGUGCCCGCUGCCUCUGGCGCCAUUGGUGAUUUGCGACUGCGGGGCUCCAGAGAAGCGAAGGGGGCUCGCAGAUGCGCGGGCGUUUCUUUGGUUGUUGUCAGGGGUCUCGCCGCUCUUCACGACGCGGCGGCGCUGGCUGCUGAUGCGGACGUGGCAGUGUCGUUCCUGUGCGUCGUGGCGCUGGGCUUGGACGUCGUCGCCAGUGCUCAACUGUCUGCUGUCAGUUACGCCCCAGGUCGUUUAUUGCCGAGCCUAUGUAUCAGACAUGCCAGGGCAUGCGAAGGAAAGGCCGAGCUCUUCGUCGAGGAGAGGCUGGGCGUGGAGCGCCCAUCUGCGCGCGGCGCACUGCGGCGUAUCGAGCGCGCGCCUGCAGGUGAGAUCGUCGUGGGAGCUGCCGGCGCGCCUGCCUCUGGCGGCGCUUCCUCUGGCAGGCUCUUGGGCGCGGUGAACUGGGCUCUCUCCGUUCGCAAGACUUGGAACGAGGUAGGCCCGGAGGUUCUCAGCGUUGACGGGGCGCGCUUGCGAACCUGGGGCGACGGGCGCAAUUGCCGCUUUCUCGACAACGACAACUACCAGGUCUGGCCCCGCGCCCUCCACAAUCCCCAGCAGCGCGCCUGGCUGGAGAGCAACCAGGAGAAGCUCCAUAUGAAGUGCUACUUUGACUCCCUGGGCUUCUUCGAAACGCUGGACGGGAACAGUGCCGUCAUUUCAACUAUGCAGGGCGCGAGCGAUGCAGGCGGUCG
This is a messenger RNA of Prorocentrum cordatum, 5411 nucleotides long. NCBI's taxonomy places the organism in Eukaryota, Dinophyceae, Prorocentrales, Prorocentraceae. The record is from the annotation of a GenBank genome assembly.